GAUCCUCCCUCUGACGAAUGACGUCGCUCGGAUGCUGUGACGCAGCAGAUUCAAAGUUCCCAGCAACGUUUCCUCCUCUGUGUGGAGAAGCUGCCUCCUCCUGCACCUCCUCCUCCUCCUGCACCUCCUCCAGCUUCACCUCCUCUGUCUCAAACUUUGUUAAAGUCAAUCGUCUCCAUGUUUUCUCACGACUGAGGCGGGCUCUCGGUGUCGGAAUGGAGGGCAGCGUCAUUGGACCGGGUCCGUACCGGGCGACGAAGCUGUGGAAUGAAACCAUUAAACUCUUCCGUGGGGGGAUGCCGCUCAGAAGGCACUGGGCACACUUCCGCUGCUAUGACUGCAGUUUCACUGGAUCCGAGGCUGUUGAUUACUUGCAUGAGCUGCUGAGGUGCAACUACAACUUUGGGCCUGAGGUGACUCGCUACCAGACGCUGCAGCUGCUCAGGAAGUUCUUCAAGGCCCAUGUCAUUGAAGAUAUCAAAGGACGUCACGGGACAGAGGACUUCGAAGACAACAGCCAUCUGUACAGGUUCCCCACGCUGUCUCCUCUGAAAUCUUUUCCAACGAGGCCUCUGUUGAGAGACAGCUGUGACCUGCCCAGACUCAUCCGCUGGGAUGACUAUGAAGAAUUGCCUCAGCAGGAAAACAUCGCACCCCUGAAGUCUGCUGUCAUGACUUCAGAUUUGUGGAAUAAAAGACACAGUGUAGCGAUUGGAGACGUGCACGAGUGCAAGCUCAUACGCAGGAAGGAGAUCACUUCCAAACAAGUGGACCAAAUUUGGAAAUCAAUGACAGUUGCACAUUUACAGAGAGUGCUGGGCCUGCAGUCAUUGGAUGGAGUGUUAAACCCCACGCAUGUGAACAGCAAACACAUUGUUCACAACGUGUUCAGUGUUAAUAAGACGGGCAUAGUCAUUCUGGAGAACAAAGCUGAGGACAUGCCCUACUGGGUGGUAUCUGCAAUGAAAUGCCUCGCCAACUGGCCUAAUGGCAACGAAACCAAACAACCAGUGUACCCGGGUUUCGAGAGAGAUGUUCUGAGAACAGUCGCAGAUUAUUUUCAGAGACUCAAAGAACCCCUGCUGACUUUCCAUCUAUAUGAAGUCUUUGUCAACAUUCUCAGUCUGCUGCAAGAGGAGGAGGUAGCCACUGAGGCGCUUCAAGUCAGCAGUCUCUUACUGCCGCCGCCCAACCGAAGACGCCUCCAGCUGUUACUGCGCCUCAUGGCGCGGGUCUGCCAGAAUCCCCAUCUGCCUCCACUCAAUGACACUAUUUCUACCCGCACACUGAUGCUGCAGAUGUUCUCUCACUGCGUUCUGGGCUCAGUAGAUGAGAUGGACUUGGACGAGCUGCUGGCCACUAAACUGGUAACCUUCAUGAUGGAGCACCACAACACCAUUUUCCAAGUGCCCUCCAAGCUGCGUGGCCAGGUUGAGGAGCAUAUGUCCCAUCUCAAAAGAGUUCAGAUCAAAUAUGCAGGUUCAGAUACAGACUUUAGUGCAUCGCCAGCCUUUUGUAAACAGAUCAGAAGGGUGGAGUCUGACGAGCAGAAGGUGAUCGGUACCCAGACCCCCCUGCAGCAGCUUCUGGAGGGUCUGAUAGCAGACAAAGAACUCCCUGCCAAGGACAAAAGAAAAAGGCUAAAACAGUUCCAGAGGUCAUACCCGGAAGUCUACCAAAAUCGAUUUCCCACAGAGGAAAGCAAAGCUGCUGUAAUACCUGAGAAAACCCCUCGACUCAAACCUCAUCUCAUGUUCCUCAACCUUAAGAAACCCUUCCAGCCUUUUCAGAGGAGCUGGAGUUUCAGGGCAUGAUCUGACACAUCUACACUUCAGGCUGUUUAUGCAUCUCAACCCCAGUGUCCUGAGACACAGAGGAGUGUGGCCGACAUGGCACACAGGUUUGGUACUUAUGAUUAACCACUAUGGAUUGUUUUAAAAAUAAUCAAUUUGACCUUGUAGCACUAUCAAACUUAAGACAUCAAAGGUUCAGUUCACUCAAAUUUCAAAAUAGUUUUGAGAUUUCCCACUGAUUUCUAGUCGUGCACAUUGUUCUGUUGAAGCUGUGGCAUAUUUGCAACUAUUUUCUAAUUCUACUGAUAGUGCAUACAGUUAAUGUGGAGGGGUGAACUGACCAUUUAAGGGCAUUUCUAUGUUUUUACUUAUUGCCAGAAUACUUGAAUAGAAAACAAAAUAUCAGAAACAUUCACUUACUGUAAAAGAACCACUGAUGUUUCUUAAAAUGCCUUUUUUGUAGUUUUCAUAAAUUAUGUAUGGGUAAAUUUUUCUACUUAUAUGAUACUAUAUUUUACAAAAGCAUUAUUUACUGUUGAGCGGCCUUGAAACCUCAACACACUGCAGUCAAAUGAAAUGUAUGCAAAAUAGACAAAACACAGGAAAAUUACAUCAAUACAUCUUCGCCUAUAUGACAAUACAUAAACAGCAUUUAGGAAAACCUGAAAAGUUAGAAUAAACACGAGAAAUACAAAACAAAGGUCAAGAUGGCACUAAAAAUUGUGAUAACAUGAAUGAGACAUUCUAAAUAUAGAAAUACAGUUUGCCACAUUAUUGUGAAUAUCUGCUAUUAUCCUGGCAGCAUUUCUGUAAUCUAUUACACCUUAUAUUGUGUCUAUUUUCAUAUGUUUUCAUAAGUUGCAUUGCAUUGAGCAUACAGGGCCACUGUACCUAGUUAGCAAAUUGGCUUAUUUGAAUGAAAUGCAUUAAUUGAUGCAAAAGUCUUAAUUGCUUAUUUGGUUUUAAUACUGUAGGUUAAAAAAUAUUAAUAGUCAAAGUCUGUUUAAUAUUGAUAGACAGUUUAAUAUUGUAGUAGCUUAAACUGUACUGCAGCUGCAGUGAUGGUUCUAAAAGACCUUCAACCAUGGAAUUUCAUGAGCUAUUCUCAUUUCACGAUCACUUUUCAUGUAGGGAAUGUUAUUUAUGAUGCUGCAUCAUAAGCACAUGUUUGAAUGAGCAUAUCCAGGGAUUACCCAGAAAAGAGAUAAUUAUGUUUGUAACUCAAAGAGAUGACAACAAAUGAGGGAAACCCCAAAAUAUUUGGGUAGAAAUUGCUAUAAAAAUGUAAAACUACUGUAUAUCUAUUGGUUUUAUAUCAUACUGCGUCUCAGAGAGGGGAGGAAGACACAUGAGGUUUAUGAUGUGCUGUAAAUUGUCACCGUCCUUUUUUUCCUAAACCCUCUCGGUAAUUUACUUGAUUACUGUAUGUGCACUCUACUUUCAUUUCAUGGUUUUACUUGUUAGUUUUAUUCUGUAUAUAAGAACUGUUCUCUUGGUUGGUACAUAUUUCAAUGUCUUGGAUGAUCUUUCAAAUGUGUCCGUCAUCAUUUUCUGUUACCUGCUGUUCUGUCAUGUCAAUCAGGUUGUUUCUCACUUAAUUUGAAACCUAUAAUUGUUGCAUUAAUGCUGGAAAAACUGUUACACUUGAAUUGCUGCUGUGUGCUGGAAAAAAUCAACAGGAUAAAAGUGAAUUUGUGUUGAUGCUGAUUUUCAUAUAAAAACUGCUGUAAUUGGGAA
Messenger RNA from Paralichthys olivaceus (Japanese flounder), 3530 nucleotides. It is a transcript of the gene depdc1b, whose product is annotated as DEP domain containing 1B. NCBI's taxonomy places the organism in Eukaryota, Metazoa, Chordata, Actinopteri, Pleuronectiformes, Paralichthyidae. The record is from RefSeq and is a predicted model, not a curated record. Gene Ontology annotation, biological process: intracellular signal transduction.